GGAGGCCAAGACAGGCCGCUGGGGAGGCUGCUCCGGGCUCCGCGACGCCCCGGGGACGGGCAGCGCGAGCCUCUCCUCGGGUUUGGGAGCGGGCGGCUGGGGCCGGGACUCCGCGGGCCUGGGCGGGGCCACGGCCUGCCGAGGGCUCCGCUGCUCCGGCCGCUGCUCCGGCGACAAGGGGAGGCGCUGUGCCGGGGAGGCGCGCCGAGGGGGCGGCGGCUCUCUCCGCUCCUUCUUCCGCUCGUCGCUUCCCAGCCGCCGCCCAGGAAGUGGCCGGCCUCCCUCCCUCGCCUGCCCCCUCCCCCGCGGCCAGACCCCCGCUCUGGGCAGGGGCCGCGGCUGCACCGGAGGCGACGGGCGCGCCUGGAACGACGCGCGGGGUGACAGAUGGGAGGGAGCCCUCUGCCUGCACCCACCUGCUUUCAACACCUGGUUAAUGGCUGAGCUGAGGAGGCACGUUUGCAGCGGUCCUAUGUGCUGCACCCCCCUCAUAAUGCGCUUUCCCUGGCAUGGCCACAUCCCUCUCGCCGUGCAUCCACAAGAUGCUCCAUUCCUCUAGCUUCGUCUCCACCCGUGGGACCAUGUCACAGGACAGCGGAGCCCGGCCUAAAGCAAAGCCAGAUGGGGUUGCUGGUGGCCGGCAUGGUGGCCGCUGGAGAGCCCGAGCGAGCCGGUCCUUGGAGAGGCAGAGUCUCUCGUCGCUGGAAGUGGAGCCAGCUGGGGAUGGUGGCUGUCAAGUGGACACAGAGCCUGGCAAAGGAGUGGGCCGUUCCUUGCGGCAGAAGCUGCAGGCUGCCAUGGGUCAAUGUUUCCCUAUCAAGAGUGCUUCCCAUUCGCCUGACCUGUCUUCUCAGCGCAAGAUCCAUCUGCGGGAGCUGAUGUUGGACAUUUGCCCCUUUCCGCCUGGCUCAGAGCUGGCCCGCACAUGGAACCUCAUCAAGCAGCACACUGCGCCCGUCUCCGAGCAUGAGGCUCUGGCCCCGCCUCCCACAGAAGACGAAGACGACCGCCUAAGGGAGCGGCGGCGCAUCAGCAUCGAGCAAGGGGUGGAGCCACCCCCAGAUGCAUUAAUCCACACCUUUGAAGUGACGGCUCAGAUCAACCCCCUCUACAAGCUGGGGCCCAAGCUCACACAUGGGAUGAAUGAGCUGGCUGGGGCCAGCCGGGCCAUGUUGGCGACUGCGGAGGAAGGGGGGGAGGAGGAAGAGGAAGAGGAGGCUGCCAUCUCUGCGGUGCUGCCAGACACCAGGGAUGGGUUGCGCGUCCACACGCAGAUAGACUACAUUCAUUGCCUGGUGCCUGACCUGCUGCAGCUGACACAGCUGCCCUGCUACUGGGGAGUGAUGGAUCGGUACGAGGCAGAGGCCUUGCUCGAAGGCAAGCCGGAGGGCACCUUCCUCCUGAGAGACUCUGCCCAGGAGGACUACCUCUUCUCAGUGAGCUUCCGGCGCUAUGGCCGCUCCCUUCACGCCCGCAUUGAGCAGUGGAACCACAACUUCAGCUUUGAUGUGCAUGACCCUAGCGUCUUCCACGCCCCCACAGUGACCGGCCUGCUGGAGCACUACAAGGACCCCAGUGUCUGCAUGUUCUUUGAGCCACUGCUCUCCAUCCCAGUCAACCGGACCUUCCCGUUUGGCCUGCAGCACCUCUGCAGGGCCGUGGUGACCUGUUGCACCACUUACGAUGGCAUUGGGCACCUGCCCAUUCCGAGUGCCCUGAAGGAAUACCUCAAGGAGUAUCACUACAAGCAGAGAGUGAGGGUCCGGCGUCUGGACACCUGGUGGACCUGAUGGGGGGAGGCCCUUUGAUUUCCAUUUUUCAAGUGGUCAACUCCCACCCUUUUUCUACCCGUCGUUUUACUUGGAUGACUUCUGUGUGGUCACCCUCCCCAACAUUUUAAUCCAUCCUUCUCCAUGGCUGUGAAUGUGUCAUUUUCCUCUAAACAUCAAAAUGCACUCCUGCUGCAGAAUUCUGUGUAGCGUGGCUUUUAAAAGCUAGUUAUAAAAUCUGGGAACCCGCAGAGAGUGCUUGAAGCCCCUGGCCGCAAAAGAGGAGUAAAAAAGCAGGACUUUGGUGGUUCCGGUGGACCACUGCAAGGCCUCUCUCAGCCCAAGGUCCCCUUUUUGGUUUGGGUGCUGUGCUUUGGACCUUGUCCAGAAAAUGUUUUUGUCAGUAAGGAAAGAGGCACAGGGUGCAUCAUGGAGCUCUGGUUGCACCUUUUGAAAGUUACAUGCAGAGAGUAGUGGCUCAAAUGCAAGUUUGCGCCUUAGUCCCUGGAACCCAGUUGUCUUAGGGCCACACUCUGGCUUCCCAAGCUCACUCUGCUGGUUGGUGGGAACCGGAGGUUGAGUUAUCAGCCUGACAUUGUGGGUGACGGGGAUAAAAAAAAAAGCACAAAGGGUGAGACAGGCAGUCACUUCCCCUACAUGAAAUUUGUUCAAAAGCUUGACGGGGGAUGGACUGAGACUCCUUAUUUAUCAACACUGUCAUAAUCCCCCUUCCGUUUUCUCCAUCCCUUCCUCUGUCUUUGAAUCUUGGCUGCUGGUUUGCGGGAAAGCUGCCCCUACCACAGCGUCAGGGUGCAGAAAGGGCAGCAAAGACUUCUUGGCCUGAGCGCAGGUCAGCUGGUGGCCUUGGCAAGGGCAAAGCCAGGUGAUUUGCCACAGGAAGUUUUAUCUAGCCCACAGCAAUUAGCCAAUGCUUUUGGAAGAAUGAGUUGCCUAGCAUUGUGGGGGUUGGUGGGCUGCCAGGAGGCUUUUUCCAGAACUGCUGCUGCUGCUGUGUGUGUCAUUAAAGAGCUUUUUUUUGCCUA
Rhineura floridana is the source of this 2812-nucleotide messenger RNA. Its product is annotated as suppressor of cytokine signaling 5-like. The record is from RefSeq and is a predicted model, not a curated record. Gene Ontology annotation, molecular function: 1-phosphatidylinositol-3-kinase regulator activity. Gene Ontology annotation, biological process: intracellular signal transduction; phosphatidylinositol phosphate biosynthetic process. The transcript is spliced from 3 exons. NCBI's taxonomy places the organism in Eukaryota, Metazoa, Chordata, Lepidosauria, Squamata, Rhineuridae. Bases 510 to 1790 code for a protein of 426 amino acids. Gene Ontology annotation, cellular component: phosphatidylinositol 3-kinase complex.